Molecule: messenger RNA, 618 nt
Organism: Cyphellophora europaea CBS 101466
Lineage: Eukaryota; Fungi; Ascomycota; Eurotiomycetes; Chaetothyriales; Cyphellophoraceae
Exons: 1
Coding region: 1-618 (205 amino acids)
Source: RefSeq, a predicted model, not a curated record
AUGGCUUUGUCUAUGCUGGUUGCGCUCACCACCUGCCCAUCACUGCUGGCGACUCAGGAAGCUGUUCGACAAGGACAGCAGAAGGAUCGCAGGGAAGCACACCGAGCUCGACGUUGCAACCUGAUUGCGACGUGCGUGAAGCGGACCGGUUGGGCGACGACACUCAACCAAAGACCGAUCGUGUUGAGAGAUAGCAAGCUCGUUAUCGACACUGCUACAAGCGAAGAUGAGGAAGACCCGAAGCACCUUUGCACCGGCUACUUUCUACCCUAUCCCGACUCUAAUUACGAAGGUCAUGUCACAUCAAUAAGCGAUGACCCUCCCGUUAUGAACUGGAUUUAUGUCGACAAACACACCUAUGAAGUCAAGUAUGGUGUCCGGGUCAACGCUCAGCCACAUAUCACCGGGCCCUUUGACUGUACUCGACAGGACCGGAGGAUGACACUCGAAGGCUGGGAAGGCUUUGUUGCCGUUCGGCAGGACGAUUCCACCUGGUCACUGUACUUUGAUAGGGACGACAAUGGCCUGAAGGACAAGGUACCCAAGGGGACGCGAGUGCUAGAGGUGGAACUCUGGCGCGUAGAGAAGCGUCGUAAACGUGGAGAGGCACCGAGCUAG